This is a messenger RNA of Colletotrichum truncatum, 1959 nucleotides long. RefSeq names its product sap domain-containing protein. Lineage: Eukaryota; Fungi; Ascomycota; Sordariomycetes; Glomerellales; Glomerellaceae. The record is from RefSeq and is a predicted model, not a curated record.
AUGAAGGACUGGAGCAAACAGACCGUGGUCCAACUCAAGGCUGAGUUAAAGCGUCGAGGGCUUGGCCAAGCUGGUCUCAAGCAAGAUCUCGUCGCGCGCCUUACCGAAGAUGAUGCCGCCGCCGCUGUCGCGGAAAACGAGGCGGAGGCCUCUGAACCCGAGCCGGCUGACAGCUCUGAGCACCAAUCUGUUGAGGCUGCGGAGCCGACCACUGAUUCUGCGCCUGUCGAUGAUUUACCCAAGGAAGCUGACGGUGCCGGGCUCGAGCCGACAUCCACAUCUGUCGAUGAAAUCCAGCCAUCCCCCCCGGCUAACGACGAGCCUGCGGCACCCACCGAAUCUGACAAGCCAGAUGUUCCGGCUGCUGGUUCAGAGACCAUUACUCCGGCCGAACCCACACCUCUUGCACCGGUCGAGAUAACUCAGGACGCGCAAAAAAGGAAACGCCGGUCGGAGAGCCCUGUUCAGUCUUCAGAAGAUGUCGCCCGCAAGCGGAUCAAAGCGGAGCAGGAGCGCGAAGCACAAUCAUCGGAGCCAUCGGGUGUGGUUGAAGUUAUUAAGACAGUGAAGGAGAGUCUCGAGAACAACACCAGUAUUGUGGAGGAUAUUGCCAAGGACGCAAAGGACAUUACCGAGAACGCAAUUAAUCCUCCCGAGGAUGUGCCAAUGGCACAGGAAGCGAAUGAGGGGGGCAUUGAAGAUAUCGCAAUGACAGCGAUUGAGGAUGAAGCGAAAGGAACCGCGACAGGUGCAUCCUCAGUCGAAGGUUCGAAUCUAGAAACUUCGAAUGAUUCCAAUCGCAGGUCAAAAGACGAGUCAGACCAGGCCAGGGACAUGCAAGAUGCUUCCGAGCAAACACAGCAGCCCACUCGUCACAACGAGGGCGACGCGAUGGAUGUGGAACGUGACGUGCAGCCAGCUAUCCAUCCUGCUACCAGAGCUCUCUACAUCAAAAACUUCAUGAGGCCCUUGCGCGAGAACGCGGUCCAGGCGCAUCUAAUUGAACUAGCAGCUCCCGCCGGCGCAGGCCCCAACGAAGACGACGUUGAAGAGUUCUUCGUGGAUCAGAUUAGAACUCAUGCUUUCGCUGUCUUCAAAACCACAGCUCAGGCAUCACGCGUUCGCAAUGCCCUGCAUGACGUCAUUUGGCCCGAUGAGCGUGAACGUAAGCCGUUGUGGGUAGAUUUUGUCCCACCAGAGAAGGUCAGAGAAUGGAUCGAUGAAGAAGAAGCUCAGGGAAGUCGUCGGAGAGGGGCUCGCUGGGAGGUACUUUACGACCGCGAAGACGAUGGGUUUGUCGUUGCCCGCUUGGAUUCCGGUACGGCGCCUCCUCCCGCCCUGACAGCAGCACCCGAGCAAACCAGAUCCGUUCCUUCUGGACCCGCAGUCAAGGACGUAAACAAUAUCCCCCUCGGACCUCGCGCCGGACGUGGGACGGAUAACGUGCCUCUUGGACCCCGAGGAGAGGCACCUCGCGGACCCGGAGGAAGAAACCCGCGGCAGAUCCCGGGCUUCCCAGGAGGCCCCGUUCAAACCACGCACAAGAAUCCCCCGAUCUCUUUCCAGCCCGUCUCUGAGGAUCUGGCUAAUAGACGAAUUCGUAACAUGCGAUCGUUCUACACCCAGGACCUCAAGCGAGACAUGGGCCCUGAAACCGAUAUAAACCGCUACACUUUCGAACAAGGCGAUAGUUUUGUCGAUAGAGGACAGGAAGUCUUCGUGGGUAUACGGCCUCCUCACAGAGAAGCCCAGAGACGUCGGGACAGGGGCGGUGGAGGCGGUGGACCGCCUCGCGGACCUCCCGCCGGUCGCGGCAGACGUAACGGUAAUCGCCGUGGCGGCGGCCCGCGCCCGCUGAGCGAUAGAUACCUCCCAGGCAUCAACGAGAGCGGUCCUUACAGGCAAGGCGACCGCGGAAACUUCGGAUCCCGCGCCGGUGACCGUGACAGACGGUUUUAG